This is a messenger RNA of Paramecium tetraurelia, 396 nucleotides long. RefSeq lists its product as uncharacterized. The record is from RefSeq and is a predicted model, not a curated record. Lineage: Eukaryota; Ciliophora; Oligohymenophorea; Peniculida; Parameciidae. The transcript has 2 exons.
AUGGAACAAAUAGAUUCCAUUCCAGGAAAGUUAUUAUGCGCAAUCUAUAUGUUAUCUAAAAGCUAAUAAUUGAGUAUUAAGCAAAAAAGUCAUUUGAAAGAUCUUGUAAUUUAAUAAGAUCAAAGAAUGAUUGAUAUCAUCUAGGAAUAUCUCGAAAAUAAAAACAACAAAUAGUUAUUUGGAUAGCUAUUACAAAUAUCUAAUGAAGAAUCAUUUAUAUCUGAUGAUUGUGUCUCACAGACUAGUAAUUAUAAGUAUCGUCGUCCUCCAAUGAUUAUCUUACACAACAAAAAGUUUGAACUGAAUUUUAGAAAGUUUAGUCAAGGGUACAAGGUGAGCUCAGAAAAGUCAUUAAGUUAUAACAAAUAAAGACAUUAGAAUACAUAUGAGAGUUGA